AUGAGCACAGUCAGCGGACGUUCUUUCCUCAUGCGCACAGAACGACGAGGAGGGCAAGAGGAAGACGACGGUCAAUCUCGUCGCGCUGCACCGAACCGGGCGUUGAUGUCGGCUCGUCCCGACGAGCUACGGCGCCACCCUAAGAACAAAAAGCGUUCUCUGAUAGAUUACGAGACUGCGCCUCAUGGUCCACUAUGUGAUGCUGAGGCGUUGAUAAUCAGGAACAAACAUUGGGCUACCGAUAGAGCUACAGGCUGCUUCAAAGAGCCCCUACGAAACCAGUGGCAUUCGACAAAGUUGGUGCACUUCGGCAACAUAUAUCGGUACGGCAUUUCAUCUGACCGUUCAAAAUACCAAUGCCAUCUAGGCCAAGCAGGACUGAUAGGCACUACAUCUCUUAACACGCGUAACUGUAGUAGCCACACACGUGAGGACAAAAUGACCUCAGAGACAACGGCGAUCUAUGCCCAUCGCUGUCCCGAUCUUCAGGCAAAGCUUCCAUUUCUUAGCUCUGCCCAAGCAAAUAGACUAGAAGACUUUUUCACUCGGGAUAAAAAUCCUCAGAUCGCCGACGUCGUUAUCAUAGCAGCGGAACUCGGAUUACCGGUGCAGGCAGUCAGGAUUUGGUUCGACAAUCGUCUUUCGCAAUGGAGGGAAUCGCAAGGUCUAGCUUCGAACUGGAAACUACUUAAUCAUUGAUAAUAAUACUAGUAGUAGUCGCCAAUCAGAUCAACAGAUUGGUGGGAAGUCACUGAUCUCUCCUUAUAAUAUGGGAAUAAGCCUCACAUUUGUCCUUCAUGUUUAAUUAACAAUGAAUGUAAAUAUCUAUAUUGUAAAGUAUCGCAAAAACAAAAUCAAAGUUAGUAAAUGCCACAUGUCUCAUGGCGUGCCCUAUUGCAUGUUAAUACGUGACAAGCUUUCCUCAGGCAUCUAAUAGAAAACCACUCAAAAACAUACAAAGGUAUGUUCCUAUUUUAGCUAACAAACGAUUUUUACCACAAACAGCGUACGAACUUUUUACGGCUACGUGCAAACGACGGCAAGUGCAAAUAGAGCUACUUAGGACCUCGAAAAUAUAAGUACACUGAUCACAGAUACGAAUGUUACACAGGAGAAAACAUUAAACCAAGUUAGCUCUAUGAGAAUGCUGUCUAUCCAUGGCCUGAGAGUCAGAUCAUAUCUGAUUACAUUACUAACAGGUAACAGGUGUUAACAGGAGCGUAUUUUAGUGAUUAGUGAUAUGGAAGAUGCAUGGCAAAAUAUGGGUAUGUCGUUGUUUUGGCAGUUCAGUAGGUAAACAAUGAUCGGAGUAACCAUUUAAUGAUUGCCUCAUCCAAAUGUGACAGAUCUAGUAAAAAUCAACGGACGCCGCAUCAGAGCGGUGGGUUAAGCUAUGCACGAUCACUUCUCUUUUUUUGUUUUAAAUAACUGACGCAUUACACGAUUUCGUAAUUCAUUCGAGUUAGUUUUCACGAGAGAUGGCAGUAAAAUCUUCCCCCGUGGGUCUCGAAGUGUAUACGAGCGAAACUUCAGAUAGUGUAUUUCGCAGGAUUAGGUUUUAUGAUUGUAAAAAUUUUGAUAAGCUACAUGUUAUUAUGCGUUCUAUAGGACAACACGUUUAUUCAUGUACGGCUUUACCGCAUAACUGUAAACGGUAUCCUAAAGUUAAGCUUGUAAAGAAGAUCAAUGUGAUCCCGACGUACUACUAUAGGCCACAUUCAGACAUUCAUUGAGAUAUGGUAAUAGCUAACAUGAAGCAAAAAAGAUUAAUGAUCAAUACAAUAGGAUAUAACAAGCAUGAGAUGGCAAGAGAUCGGAGACGAAGAGCAGAGAAAUAAAUGAUCCCGAAGACAUUCAGUAACGUUACGGAGAUUUAUGGAAUACUAUUCAAUUGGCGUAUAUGAUGCGCAAAAAUGAUUACGGUAAUUGACUGUCGAAAAGAUGAUUACUUACGUUUAAAUCGUCCAGAUUCUUUUCGCGAACAAGACAUCCUUCGCUUCAUCUUCACACACGCAGAAUGAAGACUACAUGAGGAGUUAUAUCGACAGCAUGUACAAAGGUGACUUUUGUGACAAUUACCAGAUAACUUUUUGCUCUCUCUGCUGUUUAAGCAAGGACAUGUACUAAAGUUACUAUCGGGUUGAGAUAAGUAAAUAUGCCCAUCAGUAUUGGCCCAGUAACAGCAUUAGUAUGAGAAAAAAAAAAAAAACUUACCACAAUAGCACCGGUUACGGAAGCUAUUGGUUUUUAUCGUUUCGUAUGGUCAGCAACGAUUGUAAACGACAAAUUCUACAUACAUAGCUAUCCUUUGCUAAUCACAACAUUGUCUAGGCUUUGAUAUAGUACCUUAGGCAUCCGUGUAUAUCUGAUUGGCUUUAGUGUUGUAUUUAACUCAUGUCAUAAUUAGCUAUGAAAGGUAGUUUUUCAUCAUCAUCAUCAUAGCGGUCGAAUUAAAUCGUCGCGGAAAAAAUUACCGUAGAAAUUAGUUGUGGAUUGGCACUUCAACACUAUUGCCGUAACACAUGUGUCAGAGGUAACACGCUUUGUAUUGAAGAACUUUUUGCGUGAUGUGGCAACUAUGUUAGGCACAAUGGUAAGCUGGAGUGAGGAAAUGUUUCCCACUGAGGAAAAAUAGGCUUUACAUAGCCAGGUUUGCCUACAUUCUAAGGCUCAAAUCAUUAAUAAUAUACACUGACGACAAGUCGCUUCUACAUAGGUGCGCAUCGAAAACAUACGAAGCUAGUGCAGGCCACACGAAAUUACUUCCGUUCACGAAGAUUCUGUAUACUCACUAUAUGGUAUAAUGGUGGACAGAACCAAAGUAACAAUUUUGAUUCGUCGCAGCGAAUUUACCUAAUGUAGAAAAGACCAUCCACACUCUGGUAAGAACAAAACGAAACGAUAUGUUUCUUCAAGUACUAAUAACAUUUGCAAUAAACAAGACUCUUGCUUAAAUCCGCUACAACUAGGACAAAUUAAUCGCGUCUAUUCGGAACAUAAGGAAUGGCUAGAAUCGACCGAGAGUAAAGUUUGUUUUUCUACUAGUGAUCGUUCUCCUGUUUACCAGGCCCAAUUUCCGAUCAGAAGCGGUACUUUGUAUGGCUCCUUAGGGAAUGUGCAACCAUUACAAUGUAGCCUGCUUUGGAUACAUUAAUACAUUCUAUUAUCAAGGAGCUUUCUGAAAUUUUACUGUGACCAGUUUUUGACAACAAGCUGCUAUUGUCAUCACCAUUUUGAACAUCGUCUCGAUUCAAAAA
This is a messenger RNA of Varroa destructor (honeybee mite), 3257 nucleotides long. Its product is annotated as homeodomain-only protein-like. Gene Ontology annotation, biological process: cell differentiation; regulation of transcription by RNA polymerase II. Gene Ontology annotation, molecular function: DNA-binding transcription factor activity, RNA polymerase II-specific; DNA binding. Gene Ontology annotation, cellular component: nucleus. Lineage: Eukaryota; Metazoa; Arthropoda; Arachnida; Mesostigmata; Varroidae. The record is from RefSeq and is a predicted model, not a curated record.